AUGGCGGACGCGCUGCCGAGCGAGUGUUUGAUGUUUGAUCGCGGGGUGAAAGCAGUGCGAUCGCGCGGAAGCAAUGCAGAGAUCGAGUUUGAGAAUGGCGAUCGAGAGGUGUUUGAUUUAGUCAUCGGCGCGGAUGGCAUCGAUAGUCGUGCGCGCGAGGCGGUGGAUGGCGGCGAAUCGCCGCCAAAGUACAGCGGUAUUCGCAUCGUUUUCGGAUGCACACCUGCGGGCUCGACCGCACGAGCGGCGAGUGAAAUGAACAUCGCCCAUCAAUGGUUCGCAGACGGCGCGUACAUGCUCGUGUUCACAGGCGGCGGCGAAGGGGCGCAGAACAAGCAGCACAACAUCGCGCUGUGCGUCCAAGACAAAACCAAGCGCGACGAAAACACGGCGUGGCGCGCAAAAGCCGCAGCAAAGGAAGAAGCCGUGGCUUUGAUGCGUGAAAAGGGUAUGCCCCAAAGUGCUAUUGACGUAGCCGAGGCAUGCGAUCGAUUCUUUGACGUCGGUGUGCAUUACCACGACGUAUUGGAUUCGUGGAGCGAUGACGCCGGAACGAUUAGCCUCGUCGGCGACGCAUGCCACGCUAUGCCUCCUUUCCUCGGGCAAGGCGCGAAUCAAGCCAUGCAAGACGCACUUUGUAUCGCAAGCGAACUAUCGAAAGUUGGCGCUGAAUAUGACACGGUGAAACAGGCACUCCGUGCGUAUGAGGGCAUUAGGAAACCGCCCACGGCGGCGAUCAUGCAAAGUAGCCGAUUCAUCGGCGCGUUGGAAACGGGAGCGGGUCCGGUGAGCUUGUUUCGAGACGUCGCGUUCUUCAUGGCGGGAACGCUCGGCAUCACGGGGAAGGUAUUCUUAAGUGGCGCCUUGCCGCGUUUUGAAGGCAAGGCUUAG
Molecule: messenger RNA, 891 nt
Organism: Ostreococcus lucimarinus CCE9901
Lineage: Eukaryota; Viridiplantae; Chlorophyta; Mamiellophyceae; Mamiellales; Bathycoccaceae
Exons: 1
Coding region: 1-891 (296 amino acids)
Molecular function (GO): monooxygenase activity; FAD binding
Source: RefSeq, a predicted model, not a curated record